GAUGGAAGGAUGGCAUUUGCCAGCUCGGUCUCUGCGGCAGAGCAAUGCGGCGUGGCCACAGUCAACUCUGGAGAUGGUAUCGACUACAGCCAGCAGAAGAGAGAGAACAUCGGUGACCUGAUCCAGGAGACUCUGGAGGUGUUUGAGCGCUACGGAGGAGAGGACGCCUUCAUCAACAUCAAAUACAUGGUGCCCACCUACGAGUCCUGCAUUGUCAGCUGGGGGGCGGUGUCACUUUCACGUUGAACAGACUCUUGGCACCGUUCAGACCUGAUGUGAACAUCCGUCCAUAGAGAUCCGAUCACAAGUGGAUUCAUACGCUGGUUUCACACCUUCAUUAUGAUUUUCUUGUGUGCUUCACAAAUAAAGUUAUUAUUACUAUUGUUAUUAAACUGCAUCAGGUCACUCAGGACUGAUGUCAGCCGGUCUGAAUGGGGACUUUGACCCAACUCUUCCUCCUCCGCUCUGUCUUCCACUCCUCCUGUAUUCAUCAUUAUAACAGUAAAGUUAGAUUUUGAGAAAGAUGUUUCCUCAUUGAAAUAAAUCACCAUGU
Messenger RNA from Paralichthys olivaceus (Japanese flounder), 553 nucleotides. The record is from RefSeq and is a predicted model, not a curated record. NCBI's taxonomy places the organism in Eukaryota, Metazoa, Chordata, Actinopteri, Pleuronectiformes, Paralichthyidae.